UUGCAGCCACUGUAGACUUUUCACUGAACCAUCAUCAGCUUAACCCUUUCAAACACCGCCCCAUCUGUGCAUAGUUAGGCAUAACUUACUUAUCUACCUCCCACGCAGCCUGAACUUUUCAGUUAAAGCUUUGGCAAUGACUAUUCCUAUGGUGCUUGAUAUUCUGUUUCCACCCACUUUGCUCCUCACUGGAGCAUCUGUUUUAACUCUAUUAUCGCUGGCAAUUCUUUGGGGUUUUAGAAAUUAGAGGGAUUAACAUGAAAUAUUCCAAGUUCGUCAAUGCUGCUUCUUCUUCUUCUUCGAUUAGCUUUAAAGUUCCCAGUAGAGUUGGCAUGUUAUUGCUCUACACACCAGCUUUCCUUGUCGGUGUUGCUUCCUUUUGGCUUUACCCAGCUGAUGACUCUAGAUUUCUUUUCCUCAAAUCUGCCGUUACCAUCCAUUUCUUUAAGAGACUUUUUGAGGUGAUUUUCAUUCAUAAAUACAGUGGAGAGAUGUCUCUAGACACAAUAAUAAUUAUACUUGUCAGCUAUUUCUUUGUCAGUUUAAGCCUGAUUUACACACAAACUUUCAAUCAAGGACGCUCAGAACCGUCCAUUGAUUUGAAGUACCUUGGAAUUGUGUUGUUUUUAAUAGGAAUCAGUGGCAAUUUCUACCACCAUUGCAUUCUUUCCCAGCUAAGAACAAAGGGUGACAAAGAGUACAAGAUCCCCAAAGGUGGUUUGUUUGAGUUGGUGAUUUGCCCACACUAUCUGUUUGAGAUUUUAGGGUUCUUGGGAAUUAGUUUGAUUUCUCAAACAUUGUACUCAUUUUCUACCACUCUAGGCAUUGCUGUGUACUUGAUGUGCAGGGGUUAUGUCACCAGGAAAUGGUACAUGUCUAAGUUUGAAGAUUUUCCCAAAGAAGUCAAAGCUGUAAUUCCAUAUGUGUUUUGAUGCAUGGAUGAAGGCUUUAAUGUACACCUACCGGAAGGAGAUUUAAAUUGAUAUUGCUACCCAAGAAAUCUCGAGAAAA
Molecule: messenger RNA, 1011 nt
Organism: Gossypium raimondii (Peruvian cotton)
Lineage: Eukaryota; Viridiplantae; Streptophyta; Magnoliopsida; Malvales; Malvaceae
Exons: 2
Coding region: 258-932 (224 amino acids)
Biological process (GO): lipid metabolic process
Molecular function (GO): oxidoreductase activity, acting on the CH-CH group of donors
Source: RefSeq, a predicted model, not a curated record